Messenger RNA from Hydra vulgaris (swiftwater hydra), 1238 nucleotides. Its product is annotated as aquaporin-9. Gene Ontology annotation, molecular function: glycerol channel activity; water channel activity. Gene Ontology annotation, cellular component: basolateral plasma membrane; plasma membrane. The record is from RefSeq and is a predicted model, not a curated record. Gene Ontology annotation, biological process: water transport; glycerol transmembrane transport. Lineage: Eukaryota; Metazoa; Cnidaria; Hydrozoa; Anthoathecata; Hydridae.
UUUUAGAAAGUCAUUAAAAGUAUCUCUUAAAAUUUCAAAACGGAGAGGAUGGUUAAAUUUUUAUCAAAAGUGUUUGCUUCAGAAUAUACUCGCGAUUUUCUUGCUGAGUUUAUGGGGACGUUUAUAUUGUUGAUGUUUGGAAUAGGAAGUAUCGCUCAAACUUUUCUUGGAAAAGGAAAAUUUGGCGGAUUUUUAUCAAUAAAUUUUGGGUGGGCUAUUGGUGUCAUGUUUGGUCUAUAUUGGUCUUCAGGAGUAUCAGGUGGACACAUUAAUCCUGCAGUUACAUUAGCUUUGGCAGUUACUAAGAGAUUUCCUUGGAAAAAAUUACCAUUAUAUUGGUUUGCACAAAGUCUUGGUGCGUUUAUUGCUUCUGCAGUUAUAUUUGGAGUCUAUAAUGAUCUGUUAUAUGAGUUUGAGAAAGAUAACAUAAGACUAAACGGCACUAUGAGCAUUGAUACGGCAUUUAUCUGGACAACUCGACCCAGUGCUGGUGUUUCUACAGCCACAACAUUUGUUGACCAGCUUGUCAGUAGCGCACUUUUGGUUGGGAUUAUUUUCGCAUUGACAGAUAAGCGUAAUAAUGCACCGAAUCCAAAUGCUUUACCUCUUUGUAUAGGAUUAGUAGUAUUUGGAAUUGGGCUUUCUUUCGGAAUUAAUUGUGGAUAUGGUAUUAAUCCAGCUCGUAACCUUGUUCCUCGACUUUUUACGGCUAUUGCUGGGUGGAAAUUAGCUGCAUUAAGUUAUCAAAACUAUUACUUUUGGGCGCCAAUUCUUGCGCAGUUGACUGGCGGCGUGUUAGGUGCUCUAUUGUAUAUCGGAGCCAUCGAGAUUCAUCACAAAAAUAAAGUUGAUAAUGACAUAGUUUUGUUGGAGAAGAAAGAAAUCCAUCAAAACGAUAAAGUUUAGAAAUUGAAAUACAGUGAACUGAUGUGAUUUAAAUACAAUGAUCUGAUGUAUAUUAUGUUGAUAUAUUUUACAUUGCUAAAUAUUUAUUGUUCUUGCUUUUUUAUUAUUUUUUUGUUUACUUAAAUUAUUAUUUUUUCAUUCAUAUUUUUAAUAUUUACUCUUUUUGUUUAAAAGUUUUAACUCUUACUUUAUUUGUAUUUAUAGUUUCUUAUUACGCAUUUUAAAUAAUACUGUAUUCUAUUAUUGUUAGUUAUUUUAAACUUUGUAUUAAUACUUUUAUAAUUAAAUAUAUGUAAAUAAAUUUUCUUGAAAUAAAAAAUUUAAGAACAAAA